UUCAAGCAGCAUCACCAGCAUUUUUAUAUUGGCGUCUCCCCGUCAUUCUCGUUCAGUUUGUCACUUUAAUCGGCAGUUCAAUUCCAUAGAAGGCGACGUCAUUCCAGUUGUUCCGCAAAUUUGUUUUCUUUAUCUUAAAAAUUUAUAGUUUUUGUGUGAGAAAAUACUAAAAACAAAAUAAGCUGACACAUAAGAAUAGUGAUGAACGUGCAGCUAGAAAUAGGACUUGAAGCCCGAAUUCCUGCAAUCAAACGCAACUAAAAGUGCAUUCGUUUGUGUAGUAGUAAAAUAAUUCUUAUCAGCAACAAAAUUUGAUUUUCAAAAAUUCAAAAAAGAACAGCUGGUAGCAGUUCCUCACUUAUUCUCAACCACACUUAGCCAUUUAGCAACAGUUUGAAUCGAGCAAAACCGAAAGUGAAACGCGCGCCGCGGCAAAGAUCAAUCCGCACGCCAACAAACGUGUAUUUAGCACAUAACUGUACUAAAUAAUUAACUAACUCUUGAACGAAUAAACCCCGAUACGACGAUGUUGAAGCGCUGUGCCACACGUGUCACGAGCCAAUUGAGUCGUUCGCGAAAUUUCAGCAACAAUGCCGAUGGCGAUGCCAAAGCGCGUCUGGGAAUUAUUGGUGUGCCUUUCUCGAAGGGUCAGGGUAAGGAGGGUGUAGAAAGAGCGCCUGCCCUCCUGCGUCAGCACGGACUGGUGCCGCUGCUCGAAGAGGUGUCCUACGGCAAUUUGCAAGUGCACGACUAUGGCGAUUUGCAGUUCGAUGUCGAUCCCAUACCGGCGGAGGCGCCCGAAUAUCGCAGCAUUAAGAAUUAUGGUGAAUUUAUGGGCUGUAAUAAGGCCUUGAUCCGUAAAGUGCAGCAGGUGCUGCAGGAGAACGAUCAGUUUUUGACGAUCGGCGGUGAUCAUGCGAUUGGAUUCGGCUCUGUCGCUGGCCACUUGCAGCAUACACCCAAUUUAUCGCUAGUAUGGGUGGACGCACAUGCGGAUAUCAAUCUACACAAUACCUCGGAAUCUGGUAAUAUCCAUGGGAUGCCUGUGUCAUUUCUACUCAAAGAACUGCGCGUCUUCUGGCAGCAUGCGAAACUCGAACAAACGGCGCCUGUUUGCUUGGCCGCUGAUCAGCUCGUCUAUAUUGGCUUGAGGGACAUUGACCCAUACGAAGCAUAUAUCCUGAAUAAAUUGGGCAUACGAGCGUUUGCAAUGGAUUCUGUGGACAAGUACGGCAUUUCUAAAAUCAUCGAACGUACGCUGGAUUCGCUGAAGCCACAAAAUAAGAUUCAUGUAAGCUUCGAUAUCGAUGCAUUGGAUAAGGUGGUAGCACCGAGUACUGGAACUGCUGUUUGUGCUGGUUUAACAUUGCGUGAAGGCAUUUCGGUUGUGGAGGCGUUGCGUGACACAAAUCGUGUACAAGGCAUUGACUUGGUCGAGUUGAAUCCCAGUUUGGGUAGCGAACAAGAUGUACAGACGACGAUUGCCUCCAGCUUGGAGAUAUUGAAAAGCAUGUGCGGUUACAAGCGCAGCGGUAGCUUUGCCAACAUAAACCUGGAUCUAUUCAAGACGGUGAAAAAUUAAUGUACUAGUAUGAUAUGUACAUAUGUAUUUAGUAGAUUGUACGUUACGUUACACACAUGUAGAUACGAGUAUACUUAGGCAAUAUCAAGAAAUAAACAUGUUUUAUUAAAGUAUAA
Molecule: messenger RNA, 1698 nt
Organism: Anastrepha obliqua
Lineage: Eukaryota; Metazoa; Arthropoda; Insecta; Diptera; Tephritidae
Gene: arg
Product: arginase, hepatic
Exons: 5
Coding region: 527-1582 (351 amino acids)
Cellular component (GO): cytosol; cytoplasm; nucleus
Molecular function (GO): arginase activity; manganese ion binding
Source: RefSeq, a predicted model, not a curated record